CGGUGUGUCGCAGUGCACAUACGAAAGAAAAAGGGAAGCCACUGAUGUUAAACCCACGAACAAACAAGCAUACCUGCCGUGGAAUCUCUUAGUUGUUUCCAGUUUUACAGAGGACAGUGAGACCUAGGGAAGGUGUGAGGACCCAGAGCUACAGCGAGCCGGCGGUCAGAAGGGCACCAAUGGAUGAGGAGAGCCCAGACAGGGGCAGCUAUAUCCCACCUCUGCUAACUGUGGCUCCUGCAACACGAGAGGGAUGCAGGGCCGCCACAGCUGGCGGGAAACGCAGCAACCAAAUUUUCUCGCUAUGAUUUUGCAUGAGCUGGUGGUUGAAGGACAGAAGCGAGGUCUGGGUUCAGUGCUGCUGUUUGCCAAACAAUGGCAUGGCCUUCACGCUACAGGAACGACAGAUGCUUGGGUUGCAAGGACUUCUACCUCCUAAAAUAGAGACACAAGACAUUCAAGCCUUACGCUUCCAUAAGAAUUUGGCAAAAAUGAAUGACCCCCUGGAAAAGUAUAUCUACAUAAUGGGAAUCCAAGAGAGAAAUGAAAAAUUAUUCUAUAGGGUAUUACAAGAUGAUAUUGAGCGGUUAAUGCCCAUUGUAUAUACACCAACAGUAGGCCUUGCCUGCUCCCAGUAUGGACACAUCUUCAGGCGACCAAAAGGAUUAUUUAUUUCUAUCUCAGACAGAGGUCAUAUAAGAUCAAUUGUGAACAACUGGCCAGAGAAUGACGUUAAGGCCGUUGUUGUCACGGACGGAGAAAGAAUACUGGGUCUUGGAGACCUAGGUGUCUAUGGAAUGGGAAUUCCAGUAGGAAAACUGUGUCUGUAUACGGCGUGUGCAGGUAUACAUCCAGAUAAAUGCUUGCCUGUAUGUAUCGACGUUGGAACUGAUAAUACAACACUCUUAAAAGACCCAUUUUAUAUGGGCCUGUACCAAAAAAGGGAUCGCUCGCAGGUCUAUGAUGACCUAAUUGAUGAAUUUAUGGAAGCCAUUACAGACAGGUAUGGCCAGAACACGCUUAUCCAGUUUGAAGACUUCGGAAAUCACAAUGCUUUUCGUUUUUUGAGAAAAUACAGAGAGAAAUACUGUACCUUCAAUGAUGAUAUUCAAGGAACAGCUUCAGUGGCCUUAGCAGGACUGUUGGCAGCACAGAGAGCCACUGGUAAACCAAUUGCAGAGCAGAAAGUGCUGUUCCUAGGAGCAGGAGAGGCUGCCCUGGGAAUUGCAAACCUCAUAGUUAUGGCUAUGAUGGAAAGCGGUAUUUCUGCUGAGGAAGCCUACAAGAAAAUAUGGAUGUUUGACAAAUAUGGUUUGCUGAUUCAGGGCCGAGAACACACAGUAGAUUCCAAUCAAGAACCAUUUACGCACCAGGCUCCAGAGAAGAUACCAAAGACAUUUGUAGAGGCAGUGAAUGUACUUCAGCCUUCAGCUAUCAUUGGGGUUGCAGGAGCUGGACGGCUUUUCUCGCAUGACGUGAUCAAAGCGAUGGGCUCUAUCAACGAGCGACCCAUCAUAUUUGCACUGAGUAACCCCACAGUGAAAGCUGAAUGCACGGCAGAGGAAGCAUAUACGUUAACAGAGGGACGAUGCUUGUUUGCCAGUGGCAGUCCCUUCGACCUGGUGACCUUGAAGGAUGGACGAACCUUCAAAGCAGGCCAGGGAAACAAUGCUUAUAUUUUUCCAGGCGUGGCUCUCGCUGUGGUCCUCAGCAGUGUUCGACAUAUUAGUGAUAAGGUUUUCCUAGAGGCUGCUAAGGCAUUGACAGAACAAUUGACUGAUGAAGAACUUGCACAGGGAAGACUUUAUCCUCCACUGUCUAAUAUCAGGGAAGUUUCUAUUUAUAUUGCUGUCAAGGUUAUGGAAUUUUUGUACACGAACAACAUGGCUUUCCACUAUCCUGAACCUGCAGACAAGAACCGUUACAUUCGAUCAAAAGUUUGGACCUAUGAGUAUGAGUCCUUCAUGCCAGAUGUGUAUGACUGGCCUGAGUCCAAGGUACACUGAUGCACCGGAAGAUACACUCCUCAGACAGCAUCUUCUACUCUGCAGGGAUCCCCUUUUCAGACCAAUUUAAAUCGUGACUUUUGAGACUUGUAAUUUAUUUUCUCUCAUUUUGUUGUCUGUUUGCCUCUCCCUUGUUUUUGAUUUGACAUAGAUUUCUCCCCAUCUUCCCAAGUAUCUGAUGAACCAUAUGGGUGAUAGCAUCCGUCACAUAACUGAUAGAGCUCUCUCAAAUUAAUUUGAAUAAUGAUGUUGCAUUUCUACCGUAGAGCCCUCACCGCACUAAAGAAUUCCAAUAAUGAUGUUUUAGCUGCAUGCAUAUUUUAAUGAAUUAUAGCACUCUCCUCACUGCUGAUUUGCAGAAUCAUUUAUUUCUGCUUUUAAUAAUCAGCCUUCUGUCUAAUUCUCCUGGUAUUGUCACACUGCAUCAUUUGUGACAUUGUAAGAGAAUUUGUCAAGAAAAAAUAAGGACGUCUUAAGACAAAUCCAACAGUCUAAUGGGCUGUUUGGUCUGAUGAUUAAAGAGGCGUGUGUCCGGAGUUCCUUGCUUCAUUGGCUACUCUGUUUUUCAAAUGUGCUUUGAGGAGCAGUGUGAUGUGCACGUGUAGAAUCUGCAGCAAUAUUUGUAUUCUGAAUUUUCAUCACUGUGUGAAAUCUUUUAUUAGGAGAAAUAUGAACUAGUUAAAAUAUAUUCUUGGAAAGUCUGAAAAUUAAUAUUAAUCACUUGCUGACUUUAAAAAACAAAGCUAUGCUAUAUCCUGUAAAGCAUAAAUUAUCCUAUAAAUCCUAUAAAUUAUAUCCUAUAAAGGCAGACUCUGAAGUAAUCUACAGAAAUCUUUUAGAGGAACAUCUGUGGUAGACUCCAAGGUGAUGUGAAACAAAAGUCCUUGGGCACUUGUUAAUUUUUUUCAGGUUCUGUUUCCUUUAAGUAAAUCAGCAAGAUCGUUUUCUCCCUUUAGUUUGCAUAACUUUGUUUUCACAGAAGGACUUGCUUUUAAUGUUUUUAUGAUACCUCUGACUUGAAGGGCUCCUAAAUGGACUUAGUUGCCACUUUGAACAAAAGACUCCUCCCCACAAGCUUUUGAAGCUAAACCCGGAGGUGUUACAGGCAGCUGUUGACACGCACAUGUACAGAAGUUUGACUGAAUGUUUCUUGUGAUCUCGGUUCGGCAUACUCCUAGUUUGAAAACAGUAAAUAGGAGACUUGAAAGAUCGAAUGCUUAGAAAUUGUAAGUUGAUCACUUGAGCCUCCCUCUCCCUGUGCAGGUUUAAUUUCUCGGGUGUUUUGUAUGAAGACAAAAAUUGCUAGUGUAAUUUUGGCUCUAUUUCCUCACAGUGAUAGUACUACACAUUUGAUACCAAUAUCACAAUGUGCAUUGUUUUUCAUUUUGUUCACAUCUGCUUUCGAUGCCCUUCGUUACUUUAUAUUAGUGUGCAACAACAAAUUUUCCUAGCGGCAGUCUGUGACUUCUCUAAAUCUAGUCUCUAUAAAAGACGAUGGUAUGUCAGGAACAGAAGUGAAGAUGAUAUGCCCUCUCGUCCUUUGCUGCGUAAAGACAAAAACCUGACAAAAAUGAAUAAAUACAUAUUGAAAAAGUUGUACUGGCAAAAAAAAAAUAGGUUUAAAACCUGACGCCAUAAACCAAAGAGAUGAAGUAAAUCUUGCUCAGAAUUUACCCAUGGCAGGCAUAUGCCUUGUGCCCUUUAUUUACAUUGGAAAAUGCAAUCUCUUCUGAAGUAUGUAAAGUAUGGCCAGCACAGAACAGGAAACACAGACUUCGUACCCCCUUAAAAAGACACCGGCUCUUGCUUAUUGCCUAGUCUCUGAUUUUAAUAUAAAAAAGUAUUAGGGAAAAAAGACAGUAAACUUUUGGAAGAUUUCACCUGAGCAAGGAAAGAAGACUGAUUAUACGAACCCAGAAAGCAGUGAUGUGAGGGAAAAACAAACAUAUUCAAAAUGGUGAAGAGCUGUCUUGUGGGGCUCUAGAUGCUGCAUUGCCAAGUUGUGUGAUUUUAUGUGGUUUGCAACGUAUAUAUAAGUAUAUAUACAGAAGAAAAGACCAACACACACACAAUGUUUUUACAAAGAAUUUUUUUCAUCUAUUUUUGCUAUGCUUAGUUUUUAGUAUAUUUAAAUAUAUGAUCUUACUAAAAAUUAUUUAUUUAGUGUACAAAUUAUUUUUACCUUCUGAAAAUUCAACUCUUGCUGAAGCACGGACUGAAAGCCUGUUGUAGUGCGUCAGUGAGGUUCUGCAUCGUUGUAUUAAAGCCUAUCAGCCAACGCACGCUUCCUCGCCUCUGGCAAAAUCCUAAUUACGUAGAGGAGUAACAGAUACCCCAUGCACUGAUCCUGAGUGCUGGCUAAGACUGACUGCAGAGGCAGGGCAGUCAGUAAAUGCAGCUCCGUGUUGCAAAAUAAAGAUCUACAUCCAUCUACUGAGCCUGAUCCUUUUUCAGGCAGCGAGCGCAGCCAUCGUUUAUAAUGAAAGGGCACUGACGGUACUCAGGGUUUCAGAACAUCUGCACUUGGGAAAAUAAUAUUCCCCGCUUGCAACAGGAGUCCUGUGUGGGGCGAGAGUGGUUUCGGUUCCCAGAGGAAGCCACCAAACAGGCAGCUGGCAGUGGCUUGUGUCAAGGACUGGGAAGAUGCCUGUUUUGUGAAAUGCCGUUCUUUCUCCUCCUGGCGUGGGUUGCCUGCUGUCCUCUCUACGCAGAGGCCAACAGACGCUGUUCAGAACUAGCUGAUAGCGGGAUUUUCCUAGCUAUAAGCGUUACUAGAUAAUUUUUAUGUAAUCCCACUGCAUAGGUGAGGAGAAACUCCUCAUGUUUUUACUGUAUCUUUGACUGUGAGGCUCCGUGACAGUCACCUCACGAUGUGGCUGUAGAUGUUCCCGAGGUCUGGAGUAGCACAGUCCUCACUGUGUCUCCCUAAUCCGUCCCAGUUACAUCAGCUGAGAGGUCCCAGUAGGCUUCGUCUGCACGCACAUCUGUCUCCAGCAUGUAGCAGGCUCUGUUGGUCAUCUAUAGCUUGAAAUAGUGACACUGUAGGAUUUUUGCCUUCAACUUACAGCCGUUGUUUUCCGUUUGCAACAGGUAGCGUCAGCUCACAAACGUCUGAGUGUGUCACUCUUCCAUCUUUUUCAGAGUAUUUUUAAGUACAUAGAUUCAUCUUCAGCUUUGAUGAACUCUUCAAAUCUAAUAAAUCUUUGAAUCAAUUAGCUAGCUGUUAAUUGACAGUUAACUAACUAACUAACUAACUAACUGCUCAUCUUGCCACUUAGGAAGGAUCCCUUUUCAUAUUCUACUUAAGCUGAUAUUUUUUUCUUUGCAGGCUUUAUCAAAAGCAUUUAUUAGUCUGUAUCAGUACAGAAAAUUUUCUCAGGCAGCAUGCAAAAGCAAAGAGCUUUCACCAGGAUGCAUUUUGUAACGCUACAUAGAGUAAGUUAAGCUUAUAUAGGUUUUUGAAAAUGUUUGCCUAAACGACGACUAGUGUUGUAGCUCUUCACACAGCCCUAGUGACUUUUGCCCUCUGAAUGGUAUAGAAAUGUCUGUCAUGUCUCUUCUGUUAGGAUGCUAUUCUGGAGGUACAGAACACUUCAGAGAAAAUACUAAGCAUCAAAAACUCCUAUAAAAGUCAGCAGAGCUGAGGAUGCUUAGUCUUUUUCAGGAUUCAUCCAAGACUUGCUUCCUUAAAAUCAGCUGGAGCAAGACUGGGUCUUUUGACAGCAACGUACAGAGACAUCUAGGUGAGGAGAAGCAGAAGGUCUUUAAAAAGAAAAGCAGCUAAGGGAGCAUAACCUCACUUAUGAAAUAUGCAUGUUCUCCUUCAAAGAUUACAGAGGUUUGUGUAUUCCAAGCGUAUGCCAGUGUGCCAACAGCUGACACACAGAGGAAGACUAUUAAAAUAUAGUGUCUGAUAUAUUUAAAACCAAAAGUGUGACUUGCCACAUAAGUUGUUCUUGGAUAUGUUAGUUAAUGGUGAUGUUUCAUGAUGCUGUGUUUGUUUUCCAAGCUUAAAAUGAAGUGAUGCUUUACAUGCAGAUCACUGUUUAACAGGUUUCCCUGCGGUAGGUGUAUGUGUUCUCUGUACUGUUUUUUCCAGCACGUUGUUUUGCAGGAGGGGGUGAAGUAAUCCUAUGUCACGCUCUUCUGGUAGAAACUGUAAGUAAGGGACGAAGACAGUAUACCUUGUGUUUUUUUCACUAGCAGCCCUGUUUAGUGAAUACUCCUGUAGGAGAACUGGGAUCAGUACUGUUGUGUAGCUACAACUUUGAAUUUUAGUUCAGCUGACUCUGGAUUUAAUUAAAAUUCAAGUUGUCAUCUUUCAUUUGGGGUUUGCUGCAGCCUUCCUCGAUGUUAAAGGUGCAGAUGUUAGUCUCUCUGUGAUUUAGAUGAAGUAAUCAACCAACUUUCAGAUGGGGACAGUAAGAACAAAACAGUUUGGGCUUCAGUUCUCUCUUGGUUAUAAAUGCUAUUCUUGAAUUUAAGAAGAAAACCACUGUCAUUUUAGGACUUUUUUAAAGUUGAUGCUCACUGUUGCAAAGCGUACUGCUAUCCUGUUUUGUAGCAAAUGUACGUAAUAUGCAAGGACUGGUAUCGUGUUGAAUACUAGAGCAAGGAGAAAAUCUAGAGCAAAGCUCUAGUUACACCCACUUGGCAGCUGAAUUUAAUUAAUGCAAUUCAGUUGCCUCUGGUGAAGGGACAUCUAAUUCUGUAUGUAUCUACCUUGACCUUCCUACCUACCUGUGAAAUAUGAUGUUACCGUGGUAUCAGAAAGUCUGCAGAUGUUCUCGGUGGAACACGAAGCAAACUCGACACACUUUAGGCCUCUGCUUCCCGUCAUCGCCUCCCCGAAGCGCAGCACUCGGUGACGAUACAGCUUGCUCGUGCCUGCUCCAGAGGGAUGUGUGCUAACAGCCAGGUCGCACGCGGAGAAUUCGGUAUCGUGUGGUGUAGUGAACCACGGCUAGAACUCAUUAAAACCUCUCUUGGGUCAGGUGUUCGACUUGCCGGCACUCCGAGAGCUCUCUGCAUGGUGUGCACAUACACUCCGCACGCGCAAAAUGGGCACUGGACUGAACUGAACGUAACCCUCCGAGUACCUCAGGCUUGGACUCACCUAUCUUUUAAAUAGCUCCUUUUUAUUAAAAACAGAAAUAACAAUGCUUUUCAGACUACGCAAACAUAGCAAGUUUGUCAUUUUUUUCAGGAAAUAGAGUAGCAAAAUAAUUUCUGUCUUAAGCACAUCUGUCUUACCCAAGUAAAAGUAACUCUGUAUUGCAAUGCUUGUGAGAACAAUUCCAGUCUAAUCUGUUGAGGGUUGACUUAAUCUAGGAGGGUCAUUGCUCAGCUGAAACUAAAAUUGUAUUUAAAUGUGAACUUGUUUUAUUUCUUCUUUAUAAUAUUGUAAUUGUUGAAAUGUAUGUUCUGGUCUUCUAUUUUCUUAGUAAAAUGCAUUCUCUUUGCCUAAAUGA
This is a messenger RNA of Rhea pennata, 7477 nucleotides long. It is a transcript of the gene ME2, whose product is annotated as malic enzyme 2. NCBI's taxonomy places the organism in Eukaryota, Metazoa, Chordata, Aves, Rheiformes, Rheidae. Gene Ontology annotation, biological process: malate metabolic process; pyruvate metabolic process. The coding region runs from base 315 to 2006 and encodes 563 amino acids. Gene Ontology annotation, cellular component: mitochondrion. The record is from RefSeq and is a predicted model, not a curated record. Gene Ontology annotation, molecular function: NAD binding; malate dehydrogenase (decarboxylating) (NADP+) activity. The transcript has 16 exons.